This is a messenger RNA of Thermothielavioides terrestris NRRL 8126, 1378 nucleotides long. RefSeq lists its product as uncharacterized. The transcript has 2 exons. The coding region runs from base 1 to 1218 and encodes 405 amino acids. The record is from RefSeq and is a predicted model, not a curated record. Gene Ontology annotation, molecular function: aspartic-type endopeptidase activity. Lineage: Eukaryota; Fungi; Ascomycota; Sordariomycetes; Sordariales; Chaetomiaceae. Gene Ontology annotation, biological process: proteolysis.
AUGUCUGCCUCGCCCUCGGGUGCGCAGAAACGCUCAUUCACAGUCAAACGGCUCAGGAACCCGGCCUUCCAGCGGCAUAACUGGCCGAGGGAGUUGUUGAGAACCUACCAGAAGUACCGGAUGCCGAUUCCUCAGGAGUUGCUCAGCUUCGUGGGAGACCAGACAGGAGAGGGCCUGCUGUCCGGGGCCUCGACCGGUGGCGGCGGUAAGCUCGAGCAGCCCAGCCGUGCUGACGUGUCCGGCGUCGGCUUGGUCGCGGCGACUCCAGUCAACGAAGAUGCUGAGUACGUCUCGCCCAUCAAGGUCGGCGGCCAGACCAUCAACGUUGCUCUCGACUCCGGCUCGGCCGACCUCUGGGUGUUCAGCAGCCGCCUGCCUGCGUCCGACCUUGUUGGCCAUCAGGCCUACAACUCCUCCCAGUCGUCAUCCUUCCGCUCGCUCCCCGGGGCCAACUUCUCCAUCCUCUACGCCGACGCCACCAGCGCGUCCGGCGACGUGGGAACCGACACCGUCGACGUGGGCGGCGCCACAGUGACGAGCCAAGCCGUUGGGAUGGCGACCAGCGUGUCGUCCGCCUUCGCUGAGGACACCAACCUCAGCGGCUUGCUUGGCCUCGCCUUUUCCCAGCUCAGCACCAUCAAGCCGACCAAGCAGAAAACCUUCUUCGAAAACGUCAUGCCCUCGCUCGCCGAGCCCGUCUUCACCGCCGAUCUGCGCAAGGACGCCGCCGGCGCCUUCGAAUUUGGCCGCAUCGACGGCUCCAAGUUCGUCGGAGCGCUCUCGUGGGCCCCGGUCAACACCUCCAGCGGCUUCUGGCAGGUGUCGACCCGCGGCUUUGCCGUGGGCAACACCCAGACCAGCCUGCCGGCCGCGGACGCCAUCGUCGAUACGGGCACUACCAUAAUGCUGGUGUCUGAGGAGAUAUCGGACGGCUACUACAGCCAGGUCCCCGGCGCCCAGCUGACGCCGGCCGCCGCCGGCAUGACGUUCCCCUGCAACGCCACUCUUCCGGAUCUGCUUGUCGAUGUCGACGGCGUUUACACCGCCAGGGUCAAGGGUACCGACAUCAACUUCGGCCCGCUCAACAGCACCGAAUGUUUCGGCGGCAUCCAGCGUACCACGAACAAAUUGCAGGUCUGGGGCGACGUCUUCAUCCGGUCGCAGUUUGUUGUCUUUCACGGCGGCAACCAGUCACUGGGACUGGCACCGCACGUCUGACCGACCAACCCGUUGGUGCUGUACCGUUGGCUACCAUAUUGUACGUACCGAUGCCCGAGCGCAACCUGAGAAGUUGGCAAAUAUAGCUACUGCAGCGGGGUACAACCUAGAAGAACAGCGGAUGAGCGAAGCAGCUGGCUAUGACAAAGAUUUCAACGAC